AUGUUAUCAAUGGAUCAAUUGUCGCUUCUAGUACAGGACCAUCUUCACGACAUCCAACCUGCCAGGCAUUACCACAAGUGGACUAUUAAGUCGUCAGACAUCGGUGGCCGCGGCCUUUUCGCCACUGAAGAUAUUAAGGCAGGUGAACUACUAUUCGUAGACCAUCCACUUGUUUACGGCCCGCGAUCGGGAACUACGAUCCAACAAGGAUGUACUGUUUGUGGGAAAAUGGACAUUGAUACAUUGUUCCGCUGCAAUAAGUGCGGCUUAUUGUUAUGCUCCCACCAGUGUCAGAAAAGCAAUACACAUUACGACGAUUGUAUUGUAAUUUCCGGUUGGUGCAGCAAAGUCUCUAUUGAAAAUAUAAGUGAUACGUUGCUAUCAAGAUGCUUGGCUCCUAUAAGGACGUUGUCAUUACCGGAAGAUCAACAAGAAUUAUUGAGAGCCCUCCAAGCUCAUACACUUCCUCAACAUGGAAGCGAAAUAAAGGAAUUAAAAGAGUAUUUUGAUUUAUCAUCGGAGGAAGAACAUUUAUUGACAUUAGCCGUCUGUAUUCUUGAUGCAAAUGCAUUUCAAAUAGCCGUUCCUUAUGGCCGAAAGGAAAUGAGUAUGCGGGGAUUGUUCCCAGUGUCGUCUUUGAUGAAUCAUAACUGUGUGCCGAAUACAAAGUACUAUUUCAAUAAGGAGUGCCAUAUGAUAAUAAAGGCUGUUAAACCUAUUGCGGCCGGUACUGAAAUCUUCACCUGCUACUCUGGGUUAUUAUGGGGAACACCUGCCAGACGUCUACAUUUAUUUAAAACGAAACAUUUUUGGUGCAAAUGUGAAAGAUGCACUGAUGCAACGGAGCGAGGAACUUUUUUAGCAGCUCUGAAAUGCUUCGAUACAAAUUGUUCUGGUUCCCUUCUUCCUAUAGAACCGUUAAAUCCUACGUCAGCAUGGCGUUGUCUUACUUGUGGACUGAGGGUGCCAAAUAGUAAUAUCUCCGCAAUCCAAAGUGCACUCGGGAGUUUGAUUGGAUCGUUGAAUUUUGAAAAUGUAGCUGAAUUAGAGAAGUUUUAUAUGAACAGGGUUUAUAAGUAUAUACCGAAAACUAAUCAAAUUGUAGUGGAUCUGCAGUGCCGGUUAAUUUGGGAGUUGGGAGAAGUGGAUGGCUGCAGGUGGCAUGAGCUGUCGGAAUCCCAGCUGGCACUGAAGGAGAGUCUGUGCCGCGGUACCCUGGUAACCGUGGCAGCUCUCGGAUUGGGAGACACUCACCUUCGAGGCCUGCUACUGUACCACCUCCAUGCUGCCCUGGCAGAGCGCGCCCGGCGCUUUCCUGACUUAUAUGAGGAGCUCAAAGCCGAAAUCGAAUGUACAAUCGAACAAUCUUACAAUAUCCUAAAAGGUGAUAUUUCGUCACCACCAGAUUUGGAACUACGGCGCCAGUACCUUGGACCCGGAAGUGACAAACCUCAUGAAGAGAGGUUUUUCAUUUUAGAUAAAUAG
Molecule: messenger RNA, 1485 nt
Organism: Pieris macdunnoughi
Lineage: Eukaryota; Metazoa; Arthropoda; Insecta; Lepidoptera; Pieridae
Source: the annotation of a GenBank genome assembly